Saprolegnia parasitica CBS 223.65 is the source of this 570-nucleotide messenger RNA. RefSeq lists its product as hypothetical. NCBI's taxonomy places the organism in Eukaryota, Oomycota, Saprolegniomycetes, Saprolegniales, Saprolegniaceae. Bases 1 to 570 code for a protein of 189 amino acids. The transcript has 2 exons. The record is from RefSeq and is a predicted model, not a curated record.
AUGGCCAAGAAGACGCAGCCGACGCCCGCGCCCCGUAGCCCGACCAAGAAGGGCGCGCCGGCGCCCAUGCCCAAGACCAAGACGACGUCGCUCAACGUCGAUGCGCCGCCCUAUGUGCCUGCGCUCGGCUGGAAGACGCCGCUGACUGACGACCUCAUCUGGACGGCCGGCCUGCCGUAUACGCCGGGCAGCGAGAAGCAGUCGGCCGACGGCUUUGUCAUCCUCGACCAAGUCGUCGACUACCGCGAAGUGCCGGACGAAGAGCUCUUUGACCCGGCGUACUACCCGUUCACGACACGGACCUGCAUGAACGAGCUCCUCGCCGAGCUCGAGAUCCUCGACAUGCAGGAAGAGCUCCACCGCAAGCUCUUUGACAAGUGUGUCUCGCUCCAGGAGAACCGCCGCAGCGUCGAGCCGAUGGUGCAAAACAUUUUGAAGCGCACGACCAAGACGGACAAUGCCUUGUACCAGACGCAAAAGGCCAACAAGUCGAUGCACUACAAGCUGACGCAUCAUGGCAAGAGCCCGCGCUUUAGCCGCCAGAUUUGCCAGCCGCGCGCGUCGUAUUAG